Messenger RNA from Gastrolobium bilobum, 1274 nucleotides. Its product is annotated as alcohol dehydrogenase-like 7. The transcript has 10 exons. Bases 86 to 1249 code for a protein of 387 amino acids. The record is from RefSeq and is a predicted model, not a curated record. NCBI's taxonomy places the organism in Eukaryota, Viridiplantae, Streptophyta, Magnoliopsida, Fabales, Fabaceae. Gene Ontology annotation, biological process: formaldehyde catabolic process. Gene Ontology annotation, cellular component: cytosol. Gene Ontology annotation, molecular function: S-(hydroxymethyl)glutathione dehydrogenase [NAD(P)+] activity; zinc ion binding.
CCAAAGUUUUCACUGGUCAACUCCCUUCACCUUUCUGCACUGAGACUAACACACUGUUUUGACUCAUCUUUUGUUUUGGAUCACCAUGGAAGAUAAACUAGCAAGAACAAGUGAAGGACAACCCAUAAGAUGUAAAGCGGCGGUAUGUCGCAAACCAGGUGAGCCACUGAUUAUUGAGGAGAUCAUUGUUGCGCCCCCAAUGCCUCGUGAAGCCAGGAUCCGUAUUAUAUGUACCUCUCUCUGUCACAGCGAUAUCACUUUUUGGAAGAUGCAGGAGCCUCCUGGAAUUUGUCCAAGAAUUCUGGGUCAUGAGGCAAUUGGGGUUGUGGAAAGUGUAGGAGAGGAUGUAACUGAAGUCACAAAAGGAGAUAUGGUUAUCCCAGUUUUCUUACCUGAUUGUGGGGAGUGUAUAGAUUGCAAAUCAACAAAGAGCAACUAUUGUUCAAAGUUUCCUUUCCAUGUGUCUCCUUGGAUGCCUAGAUAUGCUAACACUAGAUUCACGGAUCUAAAAGGAGAGAUCAUACACCAUUUCCUCUUUGUUUCUAGUUUUAGCGAGUACACUGUGGUUGACAUUGCCAAUCUAACCAAGAUUGAUCCGGCAAUUCCUCCCAACAAAGCAUGUCUCCUCAGUUGUGGUGUAUCAACUGGGGUAGGUGCUGCUUGGAGAACAGCAGGUGUGGAGCCAGGUUCUACAGUAGCUAUUUUUGGGCUAGGAUGUAUUGGAUUAGCUGUAGCUGAGGGAGCUAGACUUUGUGGAGCAACUAGGAUUAUAGGUGUGGAUGUCAACCCAGAAAAAUCUGAAAUUGGAAAAAAGUUUGGACUCACAGACUUUAUCCAUGCUGGAGAAUGUGAAAACAAAUCUGUGAGCCAGGUUAUCAUAGAGAUGACUGGUGGGGGAGCAGAUUAUUGCUUCGAAUGUGUUGGUAUGGCAUCAUUGGUGCAUGAAGCAUUUGCUUCUUGUAGAAAGGGUUGGGGAAAAACAAUUGUUUUAGGAGUGGACAAGCCAGGAUCGAAGUUGAGCCUUAGCUCUAGUGAGGUCCUUGUUCAGGGGAAAAGUCUCAUGGGGUCCUUAUUUGGAGGACUGAAACCCAAGUCUCAUGUCCCCAUUCUCCUUAAACGCUACAUGGACAAGGAACUGAAAUUGGAUGAGUUUGUCACACAUGAAGUGGAGUUUAAGGACAUCAAUAAAGCUUUUGAUUUAUUGAUUAAAGGACAGUGUCUUCGAUGUGUCAUUUGGAUGGACAAAUGAUUCAUUCUUGUAUAUGUAAUUGUUG